GGCACCAUUGAGCCCACCUAAAUAGAGCUGGACCAGUUGGUCCACUUCUUCACCGGCAACAACAGUCUCACGUUUGGACUGGACUCGAUAUGAGCUGAGGAACCCGCCCCGUGUUAUCAUGAACUUUGACACCUUUAACGGGUGAGAGUUUCCUCGUUGUGCUCGUGUUAGACUAGUAGAAAUAGCGUAGUUUUGGAUGUUUUUGUGACUUGGUUCGUGCUAGCGCUCCGUUUGGUGUUUGUGAAGUGGGACAUCCCCAAAUAGACAACACACUGCCUUCCUCCUUUACCACGGAGCCCUUCCUGCAGUACAAUCACAGUGCAAUGACGCUACUGCUGCUGUCUUUGAAUCUUGUGCUGGAAUAGCGAGACAUGUGCGCCAGAUAGGCAACGUCUGGUCUCGCCCAAGCCCACCCGGAGGACCCUCACGCGGAACGACAGUCGGAGGAGGAUCGUCUUUACGCGCGCGCAACAACCGAAGCAGAAACGACUUCACGAAAUGUUUGAAGCCUCCGGGAUCACGCUUGUCCUCGCCGAUGUCGGCUGUCUCGUUCUAGUUGCUCUUCCAUUCCUUAUCUUGACUCCUCAACACAACCCCUUCAAGCGAGGAUUCUUCUGCAAUGAUGAGUCUAUCAGAUAUCCCCUCAAAGAUGACACGAUAUCCUACCAGCUGCUUGGAGGAGUUAUGAUCCCAUUCACACUCAUAGUGCUCGUAUGCGGUGAGUGCCUUUCUGUUUACCUGUCCCGCAUCAGGAACCAGUCUGUGGGCACUCGAUAUGUGGCGCGUGUCUACAAAGCAGUUGGGAGUUACGUGUUUGGAGCUGCUGCUAGCCAGUCGCUAACAGACAUAGCUAAGUACACCAUUGGGCGUUUGCGACCCAACUUCCUGGCUGUGUGUCAACCCUCAUGGGACAAGAUUAACUGUAAUGCCGGGGGAUACGUGGAGAACUUCACCUGCGCUGGAGAGUCGUUUCUGGUGGAUGAGGCCAGGCUCUCCUUCUACUCUGGGCACUCGUCUUUUUCCAUGUACUGUAUGAUGUUUAUUGUACUGUACAUUCAAGCCAGACUCAAGUCAAACUGGACCAGGCUCCUGCGUCCCACCUUCCAGUUUUUCCUGAUUGCGACAGCUGUUUAUGUGGGACUGUCCCGAGUGUCCGACUAUAAGCACCACUGGAGUGACGUCCUGAUGGGGCUCCUGCAGGGAGGGCUGGUGGCCAUUUUAAAUGUUGUCUGUGUGACCAACUUCUUCAAGCAGCCAUUCAAUCCAGUGGUAUCACAAGAAGAAGAAGAUGCCACACAGACAAAUUUACAAGAAAACCCGUCUCGAGAAAACCACUAUGGAAGCACGGGCUGAAACCAAAGAACUUCCACAUCACAUUUUGCCUUUAGCUGCUAAGUACUGUGCACACUACGGGUGACAAAAUCUUGCACUAAGACACGAGUUUUUGUUUUAUCUUAUUUGAAAAUUGUUUUUAUUGUGAAACAAAAACGGUUUUAUGUUUGAUGUCCUAACAAAACCCAGCUUUUUUUACUUUGCGGUAAUGUGGCUACGAAUGUACAGUAAGUUUGUGUUAUGCUGCCAAUCAUGAAUGAGUUCCUUUUGCCUGGUGUAUAAUGAGCAUCUGUGUGCAGACCAUUGGCCCUGUUCAACCUGUGAAAAUGAAACCCGGGAUGUCUGUAAACUAAAAGAAGACUGAACAACGAAAUAAUUUAUAUAUUUUUUGCCUUAGACUAAUAAUAUUGCAUUUCAGAACAGUGGAAUUCAGUUUUUUAAAUGUAAUUAUUGUAAUGAUUUUUUUUUACUAUGGACAAAUAUAAUGAUCUCGUGUUGAACAAAACAGAAAGAUUAAACUUUUUUUACUUAAACAUGUAACAAAGGGUGACAUUGGCUCAGUUGGUAGAGUGUUUUCCCACUGAUGAGAGGGUUGGUGGUUCGAAUCCCACUCUUGACAUAAACCUCAUUGGUGGAGCAGUCGUAUUCACUGACCCACAGGUUGGUGGUGUGAUUCAGCUUCCACAGAUGAAUGUUGUUUGUCGUGUCUUUUGGCAAGACACUGAACUCACCUCCUGUGUCUGCAUACACUGGUGUAUGAAUGUGUGUGAGUGCCUUGAAGCGCUAUAUAAAAAUCUGACCAUUUACCAUAACAUAAAGGUGCACUGUGUAAUUUUUCCAGUAUAGGCUCCGCUUGCCCAUGGACACAGCUUUGCCUGGAAUGUUCAACAGUAUGGUAAUAAACUUCUAUCACCAAAGAGACAAGCAGGUAACCCCCACCAGGUCAGAUCUGUGGAGAGGUGACCCUGCUCACUGCAAGAAUACUCCAUGUAUUUUUGAGCAAUUGACUAAAUACAAGAAAAAAUAUUAAACGUCCUAUAUUCUGCAAAAUCGACUCUUGUGAGUUUUAAGCCAUGUUUAACAUGCCAUAAUGUUGUUACUUCCUCAAAAACAUACAUUUAUAUACAUCCAUUAUCUGCUUGUUUACGUCUCCAGAGCUCAGAAUGCUCUGUUCCACCUUGUGAUGUCAUAAAGUGGUAGUUUUCAAUUUAACAGCUCCCUUUUACCUUUUAUGUUCAGUAGAGAUUGGUAAUUCCAGGUCUGAAAUAAUCUAAAUGAUUCUAGUGAAGGUGUAUGGAGUUUACAAACACAGUGGAGCACUUCCUGUAUUACCACAUGACAUCACAACGUGGAGUUUUCUGUUUAAGAGAAGAAUUCAGCCUAAAUAUGCGUAGUUUGUGUGUUAAACAUGUAUGAAUGAAACAAAACAACCCCAGGUAUACCUUUGAUGAGGAAACAACAUUAUAGCAUGGAUCAGAAAAUUGCGUAAUAUAGGCCCUUUAAUGCAAUGCUACGGAACUUUCCAGUCAAAGUGGCAACAUCUUCAUGGAGACAAGAAGGUGGGGUACUGUUUAAAUUAGACAAAACUUCACAUUGUGCCUUAGAGCAGAGUAAAAAGAGAGAAAUUUGAGUAGAGCCAUGUACAGACAAUAGUCUGGGUGGGUCUGUUGUAGCUACACCACUGAAACCACCAACAUGCAAAUACAGGUGCUCAUACUGAUGUCAUAUGAAAAGUAAUGUAGUUGUGGCAGUUAGGGCCACAAUUAUUUUAGUUAUAUUUUAAAGGGUUAUUUGAAAGUAAAAUUUAAAGUUAUCUAUAUUCUUCCUCCACAGGUUAUCAUUUAUUUGUCAUGUGAAUGUGGUAAAUAGUCACAUUUUUAUAUAAUGCUUUCCCACCUUCAAUGCGCUUUACAUCAACGAACCUCUCACUCAUUCACACACACACAUUCAUACACCAGUGUACACAGACACCUUAAGGUGAGGUGGGUUAAAUGUCUUGCCCAAAGACACAACAACGUUCAUCUGUGGGAGCUGGAAUCACACUGCCAACCUGUGGGUCAGUGGAUCAGAUGACUUUACCAAUGAUGUUUUAUGUUGAAAGCUGAAUUCAAACUGAAACCUUUGGAUCAGUGGGCAAACACUUUACCAACUGAGCUACUGUUAAAAGCAUCUUUGCUCUAGAUUUUGUGGGGCUGAACAAGUGCUCAUUUAAUUUAGACUAGAACAAUUAUUUUUUCAGUUAUGCCAUUUUUAUAAUUAAUUUGAGCAAUAAAUGUAAUGUUGAUUCAAACCUCAUUAAUUGCAAAAACUUCAUAACAGUGAUUACAAAAUUGCAUUUGUGAAGAAAUGAUUAUGGCCUACCCUUUGUUUAAUCAAAGUUCAAUUUGUAGUAUUUUUUAUUUCUAUUUUCUAAAUUUUAUUUUAUUUUUCUAUAGAUUAAAUUAAAUUACACUUUACUCAACAGAGGGUUUGACAACAUUAGUGACAGAAGCACAGCAGACAGGUGCCACCAUGGCCAAAGCUUAGGCCACAAUCCAAUUAUACACAUGACCUGACCGGGUGGAGAUGCAGAGUUCCCAUAAUGCACUAAGGCUGCAGUAGCUUCCAAUCCAAUGCGAUAUAAAGUGUCCCAGGGUCAGAUUCUGUUUACUCGUGAAAUCUGGGCCCAUUGCUGUUCAAAUAACACAAAUGUCCUAGACUUAUAGUUUCUGGGAAUGUGCGAAUGAGUUACAUGUUGUAAAUUCUUGUGACCUCUAUUGUUUGCUGGAGUCAGCAGACACUGGUGAAGUAAUUUGUUUUGGAGGACAACAUGUAUUUUUUUGAGAAUGUAGUUGAAUGUAGCCUCUCAUAAUAUAGUC
Molecule: messenger RNA, 4190 nt
Organism: Periophthalmus magnuspinnatus
Lineage: Eukaryota; Metazoa; Chordata; Actinopteri; Gobiiformes; Gobiidae
Product: phospholipid phosphatase 1-like
Exons: 6
Coding region: 499-1353 (284 amino acids)
Biological process (GO): phospholipid metabolic process; signal transduction; phospholipid dephosphorylation
Molecular function (GO): phosphatidate phosphatase activity
Source: RefSeq, a predicted model, not a curated record